This is a messenger RNA of Octopus bimaculoides (California two-spot octopus), 1015 nucleotides long. RefSeq names its product mucin-5AC. The record is from RefSeq and is a predicted model, not a curated record. Lineage: Eukaryota; Metazoa; Mollusca; Cephalopoda; Octopoda; Octopodidae.
ACAACAACAUCUUUACUCACAAGAACAACAUUAGUACCAUCUGCAGUAACCUCAAUACCAACAACAUCAUCAAUACCGUCAGCUUCCUCAUCAGUAUCUUCGGCAUCUACAUCACUACCAACAUCAUUACCACCAACAACAAUUACGUCAAUUUCAACAUCAAUACCUACAGAAACAACAUCUGUACCAACAUCAACAACAGCCAUACUAAGAACAGCAACAUCUUCACUACCUUCUUCAAAAGUUUGUAUCACAUCUAUACCUGCAAGAAAAACGCCAACAUCUCCAAUUUCAACAUCUCUGAUACCAAGAACAUCAAGCAUAGUGACGCCACAUACAUCUUUUCCAACCACUGCAUCUAUAGCAACCCCAACAACUUCAUUACCCACAUUAUCAACAGGGAGUGAAAAGGCAACUACAGUUCCAACCGUUAGCAUACCUACACCUACAAAAUCAACAUCUCUCCCAACAGGAACUACAACAUCGCUACGAACCUCAAAUGCAUCGAUGCUUUCAACACCCCUAACAACUUUUACGGCACGAACAGCGAGAUCAGCAAUUCCAAUAAUGUCCACAUUAACAUCUAUAACCAGUUCAAUACCAGCAUCCACCUCAGUAACCGCAGGAACAAAACCUUCAAUUCCUACAACAACAAUACCGUCCAUAACAACUGCAGCUUCAUCUUCAGUGCCAACAACAACAACAAUGGUAACACCAAAAUCAAAAUUAUACAGAACAACAAGUAAGCCCACAACAGCAACAGAAAUAACUACACCAACAUCUUCAAUAUUAACAAAAACAGUUCCAUCAUUAACAUCAACAACAACGCCAUUAUCAAUUCCAAGAACUGCUCCUUCUAUACCAACCACUCAUUUACCAACUACAGCAGCAUCAUCUACAGCAACCUCAUAUCCUGGUUCUACACAACAAGCAUCAUCUACAGCACCUCCAUAUUCUGCAUCUAUACCGACAGCAUCAUCUACUGCAGUCCCAUAUUCCUCAUCUAUUCAGCCAG